UAGUCUACACAUUAUCAUAAGUUUUUUCGUUGUGUCAACAUCAACGUGAGUGUUUUCAUUGUGUAAUAUCGUGUCAUCCACAGUCGCUAGUUUCUUGUUUUUGUUUCGCUGUGUUUUGUGCAAAUCAAAAGUGUGUCAAUGGAUAAGCGCACAAUCGGAAAGACAAAGGACGGCGAAGCUGAAAGUUCCAGUGUUCUGAGACGUAAAAGACCGAACGCUGAUAAUAAUGUUCCAACAUCGGACAUUGCAAUAAAAAGAGCAAAACGCAUUCAAUCUGUGGAUGAGAGCUCAUCGCCAGACGAGAAUAUGAAGCCUAAUGCAAGCUUAAUGGAGGCUAAUGCAAGCUUAAUGGAGGCUAAUGCAAGCUUAAUGGAGGCUAAUGCAAGCUUAAUGGAGGCUAAUGCAAGCGUAAUGGAGCCUAAUACAAGCGUAAUGGAGCCUAAUGCAAGCUUAAUGGAGGCUAAUGCAAGCUUAAUGGAACUUCAUGCAAGCUUAAUUCAGAACGACGAUCCGAAAAUGAAAUCCAUUGGUGAUCUGCCAACGGAGAUGAUCCAAGCUAUUCUCGAAAAACUGCCCACACUGGAACUCUUCAAGUGUCGCCUAAUGAAUCACCAAUGGAACAAAAUCGCAUCCAAAAUAAUUCGUCAGCAGCGUACCGAUGUGGAGUUGGAAUUUCGUUUCAACAAAGGGAAUUUUGUGCAAACCAUCAAAUGUCGUAGAUGCGAAGUGCUGCUAGUGAAUCUCUGCAAAACGGCCUACAGAUACGGCACCAAGAAUCUGACUAAUCUUCUGGCUUGUAUAUCAGAAGAUUUCCCGUACGCAAAUUUCCGUUUCGACGAUCUGGAAGAGUUUGCGAAUGAGGACAUGCAAAAGUUCUUAUCCGUUUGGGGGAAAAAUAUUCGUGUGCUCAAUGUUAACAUGAGAGAUUCACCAAUAAGUGUCAGCCAUUUGCGAGAAUUGCUUUUCCACAAAGUAACAAAUUUGAAGAAGCUGGAGCUGACGUUUUGCAAAGAUGACAAUGUUUACACUCACAUGAAGAAAACACCGUCAUCCUUUCAAAUUGUUGAUGGUUCGGGCGAAUCGAAGCUCCCUCAUCUGGACGUUUUAUGUGUCAACAUUCGCUUCAACAAAUUCCAUUCAAUUGUCGCGAAUAUUCUUUCAGCUGCGAGCAAUCUAAAAGUAUUUGAGAUACUCAAAGAAUCUACGAGCAAUCCAUAUUUCGGAGCGGACUGUGUGCACGAAGAUCGAAUAGUCACUGUAGAUGAAAGCGUUAGCCCAGACGAUCUGGCAAUGCUUCAGUUGCACAAUAAGUUACAUUGCGUCAAAAAACUGGAAUUGUUUGUUUCCGAAGGCCUGAUUGCCUAUUGGGAAACGUCGGUGCAUACAAUGGACGACUUAAAGCUGGAGUCAUUGGCUUUUGCACUGUCACCAACGAUUUGGGAAAACGAACAAAUGAAACGCCGUGCGACAUCUGUAAUCAAUCAAUUGCUGCGCUCGAGUAAGGAUUCAUUGGUGACAUUAUCAAUUGAACCGGUGGGAUCGCUACCAGACCUGGUUAUUCCUAAAUUGGAAAAACUGAUGAAUCUCGACCUGUGUGGGUUUACACAGCGUGAAGACGUAAACGCUUCGAUGUUUCCAUCAUCGUUCGAAAUGGCUGAUAUGUUUCCAAAUGUAAAAGAGUUGGACAUGCACUUCCUGCGACAUGAUGAAUAUUUCCAUUCGCCGAAGCCUUUCAAAACGAUGGCAAGUCUUGAAGUUUUGCGAAUUUACGGCAGUAAAUUGGUUAAACGCAAGGAAAAACUGAUAAAGGCGACUCCGAAUGUGACCACUUUGCUGUUGGUGGAAGACGAAUUUCCCUGGACAGCGAACGUACGCCUUCCGGUCGAUUUCCAGAAAAUUACCACCAACCUUCCGAAACUGGAGUCUCUCGGUUUGCUAAUUUGCCGACCAUUGUACAGUGAUCUACUGUAUAAAUUAGAUGCAGUGAUAACCGGACUUCCUGAGAAAUUUUGCAAGGAAUUGUCAAAGAAGUUCCGUACCAAGAAUCAUUUGUCGCCAGACGAAAUUGCGAUGUAUGAGUCGCGACGAGAAAAGGCCUCGAUUCUCGAUUUGAAAGCAUUGAAGCAAUUGGAUGUGAGCUUUUUCUUCGACUUUGAUUGCUAUUGUGAUCAAGUCAGCAGCAAACGGAAAGUGGACGAAGCCGGAUAUACGCCUGACGACAAUUUCUAUGAAACUGGCUUCACCAAAGUAAGUGAAUUUCUGGCCUUUAAUCUGAUGCCAGACUUAAAAGUUCGCCAGCAUAAACGGAUGGAAUAAGGAUUUUCCUAUUUCUCUCCCUCUCAACCAAAGAGCGAAUUUUUCUUUUUUGUUUAGUUUUGAUGUUACAAGUCAUUGUAUAAAACAUCUUCUCAUGAGAAUCGAACCUGAAACUAAAUUUUCGGAAAUGCAAAUGCAUUUCAAUAUAGAAUUAAGUUCUCAUUAUAUUUCUACCCAUUUUGUAUUCAAUGAGUCAUCUUUAUUCGGCGAAUAAAGCUUAUACCACGA
Molecule: messenger RNA, 2544 nt
Organism: Bradysia coprophila
Lineage: Eukaryota; Metazoa; Arthropoda; Insecta; Diptera; Sciaridae
Molecular function (GO): protein binding
Source: RefSeq, a predicted model, not a curated record